Messenger RNA from Chelonia mydas (Green sea turtle), 618 nucleotides. RefSeq names its product ribosomal protein S27 (gene RPS27). Gene Ontology annotation, molecular function: structural constituent of ribosome; RNA binding. The transcript is spliced from 4 exons. The coding region runs from base 145 to 399 and encodes 84 amino acids. Gene Ontology annotation, biological process: ribosomal small subunit assembly; translation. NCBI's taxonomy places the organism in Eukaryota, Metazoa, Chordata, Testudines, Cheloniidae. Gene Ontology annotation, cellular component: cytosolic small ribosomal subunit; ribosome. The record is from RefSeq and is a predicted model, not a curated record.
UGGGGGGCAGCUUCGACCUUUCCAACAUGGCAGCAGGGCCGUGCCAAGUGCUCACUUCCGCCCGUGCGGGGAACCCCGGAGCGGAUAUAGCGGCCCCGAUUUCCGGUCUAGCUCCUUUUCGGCCCCGGCUGCCUCCACGCGAACAUGCCUCUGGCGAAAGACCUGCUGCAUCCCUCCCCCGAGGAGGAGAAGCGGAAACACAAGAAGAAGCGUCUGGUCCAGAGUCCGAACUCCUAUUUCAUGGACGUGAAGUGUCCAGGUUGCUAUAAAAUCACCACUGUAUUCAGCCAUGCUCAGACUGUAGUUCUGUGUGUUGGCUGCUCAACUGUGCUGUGCCAGCCCACCGGAGGAAAGGCAAGGCUUACAGAAGGAUGCUCCUUCAGGCGAAAGCAGCACUAAAGUGAAGUGUCUGAUGGGUGGGACGACCUGCGCGGGUGGCUGCACAGGCAAAUACAGAUGGUUCAAGAGGAUGGGAUUCAGCCCCAGAGCAACGCUAAGUGUCCACAUGUGAACAGAAGGCUUUCAACACGUCUCUGGAACGGGAGGGGAGAACAUGACUUUCAUGCUGUCCCUGUAGCCUCACCCAUCUGACUGUCAAUAAAUUUUGGAUAAAAUACA